AUGUCGCUUCGCACCCUCAAAUACGCCGGAGUCGCCGUCGGGGCCGCGCUAGGGCUCUACCUCUCCUUCGUGGCGCUCCUCACGGUUCCUUCGUUGCAGGACCAGGUGAUAUACCUCCAUAGCGUAUCGUUGACCUGGUUCCGCGACCUCAAUGCGCCCGAGCAGUUCGGCUUCCUGCCCAACCAGGUCACCCUUUUUACCCUCGACACCGCUGACGGCGAGCGCCUGCACGCCUGGCACGUCCUGCCGCCAGGCCUUUACCACGAGCACGAGGCUCAGCUAUGCGCCGAGCCCGCCGGCGUCGUCAACGGCAGCGCGAUCGCCCGGCGCCUGGCCUUUCGUCUGCUCCGCAACGACCCAGACUCGCUGCUAGUGCUCUACCUGCAUGGCGCCGGCGGCACGCUGGGCUCGGGGUGGCGCCCGGCGUCGUACCGCGCCAUGUCGGCCGCGUCGCCGCGUCACAUCCACACGCUCGCCAUCGACUACCGCGGCUUCGGCGCCAGCACCGGCCGCCCCUCCGAGGCCGGGCUGCUGGCCGACGCGCUGGCCCUAGCGCGCUUCGCUAUGCACGCCGCCGGCAUCCCGCCCGACCGCAUCGUCGUCUUUGGCCACUCGCUCGGCACGGCUGUGGCGACGGCGCUCGCCCACCGCCUUGCGCACGCCGCGCCCAGUGCAAUUAGCAACGACAAGGUCGAAGGACUGGAUGACGAAUCCCCCGUCUUCCUCGCCGGCAUGGUCCUCGUCGCGCCAUUCACCAGCGUCGAGCAGCUGACCGCGACGUACCGGUUGGCGGGCGUGGUGCCGCUGCUGGGGCCCGUGGCGUAUUAUUUCCCACGCGCCAUGGCGUUUCUGCACGCGUGCAUCCGCGACAAGUGGCCGAGCGCGGACCGGCUGGCGGAGUUUAUACGCGCCGCCAAGGCCCAGCAUCUCAUUGACCGCCCACGGUACCACGUCACCAUGAUCCACGCGCAGGACGACUACGACAUCCCGUGGACGCACGCGGCGGCCAUGUUCCGGCACGCCGCCAACGCGAUGAGCGAUGAUAUGGCGCCAGGCGAGCUCGACGAGUUCCGGUCCGGCGACGUGGUGGAGUGGCGCGCGCCGGCGGGGGUGCUGCGCGCGGUGGCCCCGCGCUUCGGCCUGCACGACCGUAUCAUGGCGUAUCCCGUCGUCAGCCUGGCCGUGCUGCGGGCAUUUGAGAGCGCGGACCAUGGUGGUUGA
Messenger RNA from Lasiosphaeria miniovina, 1221 nucleotides. Its product is annotated as abhydrolase domain-containing protein. Lineage: Eukaryota; Fungi; Ascomycota; Sordariomycetes; Sordariales; Lasiosphaeriaceae. The transcript is spliced from 2 exons. The record is from RefSeq and is a predicted model, not a curated record. Gene Ontology annotation, cellular component: endoplasmic reticulum membrane. Gene Ontology annotation, biological process: phosphatidylserine catabolic process; monoacylglycerol catabolic process. Gene Ontology annotation, molecular function: phosphatidylcholine lysophospholipase A1 activity; monoacylglycerol lipase activity. The coding region runs from base 1 to 1221 and encodes 406 amino acids.